Molecule: messenger RNA, 3690 nt
Organism: Pundamilia nyererei
Lineage: Eukaryota; Metazoa; Chordata; Actinopteri; Cichliformes; Cichlidae
Gene: sap130a
Product: Sin3A-associated protein a
Exons: 21
Coding region: 250-3411 (1053 amino acids)
Biological process (GO): negative regulation of transcription by RNA polymerase II
Cellular component (GO): Sin3-type complex
Source: RefSeq, a predicted model, not a curated record
UCCCCCUAACAACCGCCUACCUCCUUCAGCCCGUUGUACCGCUUUAUGGCGCUAAAAACGUUUCUAUUGGCUAGCGAUCGAGCAGUCCCUUCUCUGGUUGGUUGAAUGUAGAAAGUAGGUGCAGUCCUUUCUCAGCGGUCUUCCGGCUUGCAUUUUGAGAGUGAAAAAAAGAAAAGACGAAUGGAAAAAUUGUAAUCCACAAAACGAGCAUUGCCCAGCAACUCAUCGAUACGAUCAUAAAUAGUUAAAAUGAGCUCCCAGCAAUUCCCCCGACAUGGGCUGCCUGCUUCCAGUGGGGGAGCACCUCAGAUCCCAGCACCUGGAAACCUGGUGCCUGUCAAUCAACCGUCAAGCGCUUCAGGUGGAGGUGGUGGAGAUGCAGACAGCAGUCGGGAUGGUGACCACGGUCAGCAUGAUCAUCCACCUGCCGGUGGUGGGGGAACCUCAACUUUCAGAGAUGAAAAGCAAGAGACCAUGGUGGUCAGACCAUACCCACAAGUACAGACGCAGCUCGGCCAGCCUCCAGCUGCCACCCAAAAUGUGGCCAUUCAGCCCGGCACACCUGCGACCUUACCGACCCCCUCUGUCCAGCUCCCACAGGGCCAGCCUGCAGUGCUUACUGAAAGCCAGAUGAAGGCGGUCUUGAAGUCACCAAUGCCAAGUCGUCUUAUUGCUCCAGCACCAGCUUCCAACCAGGCUCAUAUGCCCAUACCCCCCAAGGUGCCUGGUCACAUAACAGUCACCAUCGAGAGCAGCAUCGCUACCACCCCGUCUAUCCCUGUGGCAACCAUCAGUGGUCAGCAGGGUCACUCAAGCAACGUGCACCUGAUGCCGAACUUUCAGAUCAUCAGGACCCCUGCUGCAGUUCCUCAACAGUCCUUCCCACCACACUUGCCUCGAGGGGCUGCUGCAGCAGCUGUUAUGUCCAGCUCCAAAACUGUCUUGCGGCCAGCCACUGGAGCAAGUGCAGGCACUGCCCAGCCGACAGUGCCACACAUCAUUCACCAGAUUCAGUCCCGAUCUCCUGCAACAACCUCUACAGCUGUCCUCCCAACCGUGGUGGCUCCCAUCUCAGUGACUAGAACUCAAUCUCCAGUUAUCAGCCAGACAGUCUCACACUCUCCAGAGGUGAUACAUGGGCGUCCAGCAAUGACCAUUCACCCCCCUCCACCCGCUGUCAGCAUCCAGAGGCCUCAGGGGACCCGUGACACAGCCACACGGAUCACUUUGCCAUCACACCCUGCAGUCGGAGCUCAGAAGCCCCAGCCUCCGCACACAAUGACACAGAAAUCCAUAUUCAGUAAUGUGACACCAGUAGCUGCAGCAACUGUGGCACCAAUAGUUGCCACGAACACUGUGCCAUCAACAACUACAAUAGGUGCUGUGACACACACCCAAAUGACGAGUAGCACGAUUGUCACCAUGACAAUGGCCUCACACUCUUCUCAUGCUACAGCAGUGACCACCUCCACCAUCCCUGUUGCUAAAGUGGUCCCUCAGCCUAUCGCCCAUUCUUCACCCCGUGUUCAGCCUGACUACCCAGGAGAGAGAGCCAACCUCAUCCCCAUCCCUGGCCACAGGUCUUCUCCCAACCCUGUCACCAUGGAAGCCCGCAGCGACAAUAGACCUUCUGUACCAGUGCAGUUCCAGUAUUUCCUGCCUGCCUACACUUCGUCAUACCCUCUGCCACAUACCUACACCCCUAUUAGCAGCUCUGUGUCCACCAUCCGCCCGUACCCCGUUACUCCUCAAGCUCCGACUUCAGCGUUGCCAGCUCAAGCUGGAGUGGGCGUGGCGACCACUGUGCAAUUGAACCGCAUGCAGCUGAUGGCAGUGGACCGCAUCGGUCUGCCGUCUGCACAGAUCAGCACCCAGGGGAUCCAGCAAGCACCGAUCGCAGCGCAGGGCAUUCAGCCUGCAUCGAUAGGCGUUCAGGGUUUGCACACGUCUGCGUCAAUCACCACACAGGGAAUGCAGCAGGCGCCGGUCACUCAACAGCAGCAGCAACCGCAGUCUGAAGCAAAGCCUGGGGUUGUUUUGGCUGAUGGCUUUGUAGCAAGCCCCAUUAGCAGCACCUUCAGCACGACCCAGCCGGUAGCCACCAUGGUGCAGGCGCACACCCAGGGGGGAGGAGUGGGAGGAGCUCCCACACUGGUCUCCUCCCCAAGACCGAGUAUUCUCCGCAAGAAGCCCGCCAAUGAAACGUGUGUUCGUAAGAACCUGAUCCCCGCCCAGUCUGAAGCCAGUACUGGGAGAAUUGACAGCGGCGUGAGAGGAGCGGGAUCGCCUCGACCCGCUGGAGUGAAGCCCAAAGCUGAGGUGCACAUGGCAGUGGCCCCUCCUGUCAUAGCUACAGUAGAAGCAUUGCCUUCUCAGGGUGGAGAGCAGCAGGCGGUGUCCUCGAACACCCAGCACCUCGCUCAAGCCAUCCCCACCAUGCUGGCUACACCCGGCCCCGUGCCUCCCUCACAGCCCUCCACUGUCCUGUCCUCCUUGCCGGCUGCCAUGGCUGUGACUCCCCCUGUCCCGGCCUCGAUGGCCAACACUGUGGCUUCCCCCACCCAGCCGGCUGCCAGCAGCACUCCAGCAUGUGCCGCGAGCUCUGUCUGCCCAGAUGUGAAAAUCAAGCAGGAAGUGGAGGCGAUGGACACCUCUCAGCCAGAUCCCAACACGAGUAUGUCAGCGGCCCCAGCCCUCACCACACAGACGUCCACCCUGAGCACCCCAGCCACAGGCGAUCUGAUCCCUGGAGCCUCCCCGAGAAAGAAGCCCCGCAAGCAGCAGCAUGUCAUUUCCACAGAGGAGAGCGAGAUGGUCGAGACUAACAGCACGGAUGAGGAGAAGACCCCAGGCAGGCCCAUCACCGGCAGGGCCGAGAGAAGGGAAUCUCCACCAAGGGAGUAUGUCGAUGAAGAAGGAGUGCGCUACGUGCCGGUGAAGCCUCGCCCACCUAUUACACUUUUGCGGCACUAUCGUAACCCCUGGAAAGCUGCUUAUCACCAUUUCCAGAGGUACAGCGACAUCCGGGUCAAAGAAGAGAAGAAGGGCUCCUUGCAGGAUAUGGCCAAUCAGAGAGGAGUGGCAUGCAGAGCACAAGGCUGGAAGAUUCACCUGUGUGCGGCACAGCUCAGGCAGCUGUCGAGUUUGGAGCAUGACGUGUACAGCCGCCUCUCCACCCUUCAGGAGGGUCUGAUUCCAAAGAAGAGGGCCGGCGCAGAUGACGACCUUCACCGAAUUAACGAACUAAUACAGGGUAACAUGCAGCGCUGUAAACUGGUGAUGGACCAGGUGACCGAGGCCAGAGACACCAUGAUGAAAGUGCUCGACCACAAGGAGAAGGUCCUGAAGCUGCUCAACAAGAACGGCACAGUCAAGAAGUCCUCCAAACUGAAGCGCAAAGAACGGGCGUAAGAGCGACCUCCCCAUCUGCCAAGAAACCGCUGCCGUUCCCACCGCCUCUCUCUCCGUGUAGGGGUGAAGGAGCUGCUCAGAGUUUUGGUGCUAUGAUUUGCUGCAUACAAUCACAUGCACCCUCCAUAUCUGUGGGCACAGAGAAGAGCAACAGGACGGCUUCGAGGAACAGGAACUGGUUUUCGUUCAAAACACAGGAACAUUGUAGGUUGUUAGAGUGGCCACUUGAUGGCCACCGUGUUUUGUUUUGCCCCCUUCCCCUUUCUUUUAAUGUAUGAA